AUGUUAAUAAUAUAUUAUUAUCUUAAUUAAAAUUAUCACUAAAUUCUUCCCUGCGAAUGCUAUAUUAGUAAAUUAUACUUUUAUUAGCGCAAUGCAAUUUAAAAUGUGAUCCAAUUGAUAAUUUAGGAUAGAAUUUUAGUUCAAGUAAAUCAAUUGAAUUUAGUGAAUUAAAUGUAAUUGCUGGAAUUGAUGAUAAAAUUGAAGAGAAUGUAAAACUGUAUGCUAAUGGAAUAGGAAAGAUAUCCAGAAAUUUAAUAAAAUAGAUAAGAGUUAUAAUGAAGAAUCUCAGCAAUUUAAAUUAGAUUUCAUGGACCAAAAGGUGUGCUAUUGUUAAAUGAUAAUCUGACUGAUAACACAAUAGAAUUAAGAAAGAGUAUGGUUAAAUUUAAUCCUAGUU
Paramecium sonneborni is the source of this 397-nucleotide messenger RNA. Lineage: Eukaryota; Ciliophora; Oligohymenophorea; Peniculida; Parameciidae. The record is from the annotation of a GenBank genome assembly.